Molecule: messenger RNA, 2606 nt
Organism: Danio rerio (zebrafish)
Lineage: Eukaryota; Metazoa; Chordata; Actinopteri; Cypriniformes; Danionidae
Source: RefSeq, a predicted model, not a curated record
UCCCGAUCGUUUUUUUUUGCCCAGCAUUAAUUUGUAGUCAUGCUCGCAUCAUUUAGAGCUACAACAAUCCCUCUUUCUUUUCAGGCUUUUCUAGAAUCUUUAGUAAAUGUUUUCUCAGCAGCUUUCUGACCAUUACUGCUUUUACUGCUGGUAUUUUGGUGAACUGUUAGUGAAACAUUUAGUAAAUAUAUGGGCCCAGAUCUAAAAGGACACUUUUCUACAAAUCCUCUUCAAGAUUGAAGUCCAUCAUACGGUUAUCUGAACUCUGAACGAGUUCACUCAGCUGUGGAGAGCAGAUGGCUGAGAGUCAGGCCGGCCGGUUUUAUCAGACUUCACUUAAUUGAGGUUUCACUAUUGAUUUUCGUUCUGAAGCCAUCAAGAUGGCACUUUCAGCCUCUAUAACCUCUGCUGUGGAUGAGCUAGUUUAUCUAGUAGGUUACAAAGUACAGAUAUGCAAAGAACCGCACUGCGUGGAAACCUAAUAUUUGCAUGGAUGCUCAUGGAAGUAUGUGGAGAAGCUGGAUCUCAGUGGCUUCGUGUCUUUGAUCGAUGACCCGAGUCGUGACAGGAAUCUGGAAGCAGCUCGACUGAACCUGCGCAUGAAGGAUGGAGAAAUCAAGCUCACUGCACCGAGUCUGGAGGCGCGUGAGCUGUGGAAAGGUUUUCUGUACUCUGUCGUAGAUCUGGCGGUGCCCACCACACUCACCCUCCUGCCCGGGCAGCUGCACAUGCUGAGAGAAGUGGUGGAGAAAGAAAAAAUGCGUCGAAAGGCACGUGCGUCUUCCAGAGCCCCGUCGUCCCCGCUCUCCCUGCCGCUGGUAGGGGAAAUACCUGCGUGUUUCAGGCCUGUGUCUCGUAUUGAAGCCGAGGUGCUGUUAGAAAGACAUCCAGACUGUGGGAACAUGCUGCUCCGACCAGGUCGAGACGGAUCUUCACUCGCCGUCACCACACGACAAGACCUGAAUGGGUCAGUUUUCAGGCAUUACAGAGUGACACAGAAGCAGCAGGGCGGUUACAUUAUCGAUGUGGAAAACCCAAUCCCCUGUCCCACACUGCAUGAUGUCAUCAACGCUCUGGUGGAGAAAACAGCCGGGACUCUGCAGCCCUUUAUAUUGGAAGAGCCUUAUGAAGAGAACAUCACAUUUGUGUCAUCAAAUGAUGAGAAUGGAGAGCGAACCCUUCACUGUGCUCCCACUGGAUUUCUGUCUCGAGCUCCAUCACUGCCCCCUAAACAAGUUGGUACAGACAAAUGGUCACUGCGAUCGCAGACGAGAUCUCCCAGUCCCUCACCAAGAUCUUUCUCCCCGUCUGGUUCCCCGUCCAACUCCAUGAGAAGGCUGGUUCUGUCUCCAUCACCACUAUCUCAGAGCCUCACAGACGAGCUGAAACAGAAGCUGGAGAAGAGACGGACCAGUCAAGAGUGAUUUUUCCCUCCUGUUUCCAACUCGCCCUUCUCCGUCUCGUUCUUCCAGUGCCUUCCAAUAAAGACUGAUGUCCUGUUUCCCGGACAAGGACUCCUUGUAAUCGACAUCUUCCCUCAGUGUGACUUAAACAAUGCCACUUUAUUUGACUUAAUCGAAAACACGAGAGAUCCACCAGCUUGUCCUGCCGUCACAGAAUGACGUGUUCCUUGAAGAUUAGGGAAAAUUAAAAGGGAAAAUACAAAUCUGAGCCAAUAUUCUCAAUAUAUCAGUCUGUUGUAUCAAUCAGACCUUCAUACUCAGGUCGAGAAGAAAUUUACACACAUUUAAGAAAGAAGCACAUCAAUAACUGGUCUUAAAAUGAAGGACUUCUUAAUGGUUUAGUAAAGCACUAGCUCUCGGUAAACAGAAGAAGUGAUCCGUGUUCUCACAUGAAUGUGAAUCUGGUGUUGUUCAGGGCAGGGUCCAAAAUUAACACUCGCCAGGCACCACGUUACUAAACGGUUCCUAUUCCAAGUGACUUGCAUUGCCUUGAAGGUACAGAGGCCUAAAUUAAAUAAUUUCAUUCAUAAACACAUGACCUUGGUGUCUAUUGUACUGUAAUGCAAACAAAAACUAAUUUUAUUACAAACACAAUAGGCUGUUGAGACAGAUCCUCACUAAUGGAAGUGAUGUAUUCAAAGAUCUCGAACAGAAAACGAUUGUAUUAUCUGAAUAAUUCCUAUUUAUUUAUUUAUUUGCUUUUAAUAUAUAUUUAAAAAUGCAGUUCUAUGGCCAUGUUUUCUACCUGUGGUCAUAAAUCCUGAGAGGUGUGGCAAAAGUUAAUUUUUGACCCUACUACUUCCCUUUGCCUCAGUAUGUCUGUCAUGUUUUGAAAUUUGAAUGAUGCUUUUGGACAUUUGCAGGAGCUUUAGGAGCAGAUUUUGCUCUCAUAAAGCGGUAUUUUGAACACUGAAUUGAAUCCAGCUUUGUCUUGGUGAGUGUUUCUCGGAUUUGCGAGCGCUUUGGUUUGAUGGGUUGUGAAGAAUGUUUGCGUUCCUGACUGACCAACUGUCAUUAUCGGUUUUAUGAACAUGCAUGGUGCUACUGUGACUUUGUAGAUAUGUUUUCAUGUGUUCAAUUCAUGUUUGGUUAUUUAUAACUGUGAUAUUUAUGGGAAUUAAAGGGAAGGUUUUGUAGAAUUCA